UCCUCCCCAGCCGCGAUGGCGGUCACGCGCCCCGCCGUGGCCGCCGCCCUCUCCGCCGCCCCGCCCUCCCGCGCCCGCCGGGUAUCCUUCCUCUCCUGCCGCCCUCUCCCCGCCGCCUCCUGCUCCCGCGCGGCCAAGCCUCUGCGCGCCGCCGCCGCCCCCGCGCUCGACGAGGAGGCCGCCGCCCCUCCUCCCUCAGAUCCCGGCAGGGGAGUGGAGAACCUGGUGAUCAUCGGUUCCGGCCCCGCGGGCUACACCGCCGCCAUCUACGCCGCUCGGGCGAACCUUAAACCCGUCGUCUUCGAAGGCUACCAGGUGGGCGGCGUGCCCGGAGGCCAGCUCAUGACCACCACCGAGGUCGAGAAUUUCCCUGGCUUCCCCGACGGCAUAACUGGGCCUGAUCUCAUGGACAAGAUGCGGAAGCAAGCAGAGCGCUGGGGCGCCGAGCUUCACCAGGAAGAUGUCGAGUUUGUGGACGUGAAGAGCAGGCCGUUUGUUAUCCGUAGCACUGACCGAGAGGUGAAAUCUCACAGUGUAAUCAUUGCAACUGGAGCUACUGCUAAGCGCCUCCGGUUACCCCGCGAAGAAGAAUUUUGGAGUAGAGGUAUCAGCGCAUGUGCAAUAUGCGAUGGAGCAUCACCACUAUAUAAGGGUCAAGUUCUUGCGGUCGUUGGAGGUGGUGACACGGCUACUGAGGAAGCGAUAUAUUUGACAAAAUAUGCAUGUCAUGUUCAUUUACUUGUUCGAAGGGAGCAACUACGAGCAUCCAAAGCUAUGCAGGACCGAGUACUCAACAACCCCAACAUAACAGUACAUUUCAAUACAGAAGCUGUGGAUGUUGUUGGAAAUUCCAAAGGCCAGAUGUCCGGUAUUCAGUUGCGGAGAAUUGAUACGGGAGAGGAAUCAGUUCUUGAGGUGAAAGGUCUAUUCUAUGGGAUAGGACAUACUCCAAACAGUCAGCUGCUCCAAGGUCAAAUUGAACUUGAUAGUUCUGGAUAUAUUUUGGUUGAAGAAGGCAGUGCAAAAACUUCAGUUGACGGCGUAUUUGCUGCUGGUGAUGUGCAGGACCAUGAAUGGAGGCAAGCCGUUACUGCAGCUGGAUCUGGAUGCAUCGCUGCUUUGUCAGUUGAAAGAUACUUAGUUUCCAGUGAUCUUCUUGUUGAAUUUCACCAGCCUGUCCGUGAAGAACCAAAGAAGGAGAUCGAAGGCAAAGAUGUUGAGAUGGGUUUCGACAUUACUCACACAAAGCACAGGGGACAGUAUGCCCUCCGCAAAUUAUACCAUGGGAGUCCAAGGCUCAUUUUGGUUCUAUAUACUUCACCCACAUGUGGUCCCUGCAGAACCUUAAAACCAAUUCUGAACAAGGUUAUAGAUGAGUAUGAUGAAACCGUUCAUUUUGUUGAAAUUGACAUCGAGGAGGAUCCUGAAAUAGCAGAAGCUGCAGGCAUCAUGGGAACACCUUGCGUUCAAUUUUUUAAGAACAAAGAAAUGAUCAGGACUUUCUCUGGUGUGAAGAUGAAGAAGGAAUACCGAGAGUUCAUUGAGUCGAACAAAUGAGCUGAAGCUUAAUAUAGGUUCCAGGUUUUUGAAGUGUAAUGGCCUUCAUUUACCCAUGUUGACUACAUUUAGAUGCCACUUUGGUGGCCAAUUUUUUGUCAAAUGUUGAGAUGAGCCAGGUACAGUCAGAUGUCAUAGGAAAUUAACUGACCGCCCCUAUUGUUGAAUCCAAUACGAUGGCACAAAAUAUAUUCUUUGUUGUACACAAUAAUGUCUUUUUGACCCCUUGUUGAUCGUUUC
Lolium rigidum is the source of this 1797-nucleotide messenger RNA. RefSeq names its product thioredoxin reductase NTRC. Gene Ontology annotation, biological process: removal of superoxide radicals. Lineage: Eukaryota; Viridiplantae; Streptophyta; Magnoliopsida; Poales; Poaceae. The record is from RefSeq and is a predicted model, not a curated record. Gene Ontology annotation, molecular function: thioredoxin-disulfide reductase (NADPH) activity. Gene Ontology annotation, cellular component: cytoplasm. The transcript has 10 exons. The coding region runs from base 16 to 1557 and encodes 513 amino acids.